AUGUUCUACGAUACUUUCGUGGAAGAAGUGCUGAAUUCAGAUUAUUCCUGCUCAAGCUACUCCCAGCUUGAGCCCAAGUGUUCACUCAAUGAUUUGGCGGAGUUUCUGGCAGAGUCAACCCACAGUUCUGCAUUUAGUGGAGUGGGGGCACCGGAAACCGCUUUGCUUGCACUACACAAGGCUGUGCAAGAUCGUCUUCCAAACCAGAAAGAUGCUGGCUUUAUUGAAUGGGACAAGGACUGUCAAGCGGAGCUUAUAUCAUUUUGCGACAAUAUUGGAGAAGCAGGUCAAAAUACUUGCGUGUUUGGAGACAUUGCCAGUUUCUUCCGAGAUGAGCUUCAACCAGUGAUUCAAGAUCUUGUGAACAAGCCUGGAAUGGCCCUAGAGAUCCUUUCUCCUGUCAUAUGUGAAAGAAGAGCAAUGAAGAGGAAGGCAUGGUGCGUGAGACACAACAAAGAAUGCUUCCUCACAUUGGCUCGUUCUCACAUUGCUGGGAGCAGUUGCACUGCUCACAGCAAACAAGGAAAACAGUUGGCCUUCAGUGACAAGAACGCUAUUCACUUCCUUGCUUGGGCUGGACUGCGCUUAGAGAUCAUGGAGCCUGAGCUGACACUUGAGAACGUUGCGGAGUUCAGCACUGACGUUCUUGAACGCCUGCUUGGUCCAGCCUACCACAUUGAAGCAACCUUGCUUGACCCUAGAUCCUUUGGGAAGUACCACAGGCUCAGACACAAAGGCGCAGCCCUCUAUCAGCUUUCACCAUUGACGAGGUUCCCCCGCAGAUUCUACAGGGCAACAAUGUUUUCUUGGAGAGAAGUCUUCUUUGCACACAUGUUCAAAGACGGGGUGAUAGCAAACGAAUAUGACCAAGAACUUUCUUGGGCUCGGAAUCGCAAGCUAUCUAUGUUUCAUGCCUUUGGGGAUGCAGAGGCUGUUGAGCCCAUCAUUGAACACUACGGGCUAGAUCAGGACAUCAUCCAUGAAGGGGGCGGAGAGAAGAAGCAACCUUUCCUGGCAGCUUUGAAUGUCAGUGAGUUGAAGACAAGAGAUGCCUAUGGUCGCAAGUGUCCUGGAGAAGCAUGGCAAUUGAACCAGAACCCGGACGCAGGUGUCACCCCACUGGCUUUGGUUAGUGAGGCUUUGGAGUUGGAGGGGAGCUGGAAAAAGAAAUGUACCACAGAAGGCAUUACCACACGACAUUCAGAGUAUCAGAAGAUCUAUGAUGCUCAUGCUCUGAAGGAUGAAGAUACAGUUCUCCAAAGUGCAAUUGAGAAGGAAUUGGCAAAACAGCUGGACCAUGGUUUUGAUGACACCCCGAAAGGGGAGAAAGGAAGCACUGGUGGCGGCGGUGGUGGCAAGCCGCCUGUCAUUGAAGAGUCAGAAGCUGACGAUGAUGAUGAGGAGGAUGCUGAUGGUGACGUCGAUGUAGAUGAGGCCAUCUCUGAAUUGAAGAAAGAAAGACAGGAGAAGCGUGGCAAAAAAAUAAGGAAGAGGAUUCAGAAGCAAAGGACUGCUGCUGCUGCAGCCAAGAAGAAAAACAAAAAGAAGACCGCAGGGGCUGAUGGAGGGGCAGCUAAAGAAGGUGGUGUGGAAUCCAAGCCUACGCAAGGCAAGGAUGAAUGCGACGAGUUUGAUGUCCACAUUCAAACGAUUGCAGGCAACAACCCUGAUCGCAGAAUCAAGCGUGCGCUAGAUGACUUCUUGUGUACCUUGAGCUUCCUGCGGUCAAACUUGAACCACGAGAUCAAUGAAGAGGAGUGCUCACGGAGCAAGAGCUUUUUGGUCAGCCUCUUUCUUGAGCUGAGUUGGAACUGCUCUGUCGCAGCCAAUGGGAAGCAAUACAAAACAUAUUCCACAUUCAGAGAGGAGGUUCACAGAAUCUUCUAUGCAGCUCAUCAGAAGCUCCAAUUCCGUGGAGAAAGCGUGGACCCGCUAAAGCUUGCUCAGGAUCUGAUGUCCAUGCUGGAGGUGGUCUCAGAAGUCAAGGGCGAGAAGGAUGAGGUGGAUGAGGAGGCAAUGUUGUCUUACAUCCGCACAUUUGGAUCUGAGAAGGAGAAAGAGAUUAGAAAAUUUGUUGACUCUCAGCUGCCCUUGCCAGUGUCCUUACAUGAGAACUUUGGAAAGUUCAGACAAGCUUUGGGGACGCAAGUGAAGCAGUUCAGAGACAUGGGGGAUAUGAAAUCUCAGUUGGCACACUUCUAUGAUGUCUUCAACGAGAUGCACGUGCUGCCGUCAAACUGGUUGAUCUAUGCUGCAGGAGUGAGCUACUUGUGCCAGAAGGCUGGCGGCAGGUUCGUGGAGAAUUCCAAAGAUGCUUUCGGUAGCAUACACAAUUUGGCUACCUUCUGUGUGAUCCGUGCAAAGUACAUCAUGCUGGGUUUGAAAGACCUCAUUGCCAUGAAAGUAUUCAAAUGCCCUGAUACGAUGCAAAAAUCCAUUACAUCAAUCGCAGCAGAGCUUGACACAGUGGCAACCGACACUGCCGAAUCUGAAGCCUCACUGGAAGGGCACCUGUCAAAGCUUGAAGGAGCAUUGGCUGCCUUCGAUCUUGAACAAGAUGACGAUCAGGCCAAGGAUGAUGAGACUGAGCAACAACGCCUGCUGAAGAAGGCAUUGGUACCUCUCAAGCAUAUCCACCAGCCUAUUAGCUUGAACAUGUUUCCAUCUUUCAAGGAGGACGACGCCCUGUUUGAAGAAUCUUGCGACAGAGACAAGGUCUAUGGGCAUUUGAGAGAGAUCAAUGUUGAAGCAAAUGCUUUGUGGAUCAAGGCUGUAGAGAGAGGGCUUGAAGCUGUGCUGUGGCGUUUCUAUGAGAGCAGAAGCAGUGUACCAGAGAAACACAUCAUGUAUGUGGCAGACCCGGCUGGUGCUGGUCUCAAAGGUUCAGAAAAAUGCGUCACGGUCAAUUGUCCAGACAUGAUGGAGCUCAUGUACUGUGGGGGAGUAUCAACAGAGCCCUCAGCUCAUUCGCUUCCUUUGGGCACACUUGGUGACAUCCAGUUCUUCAUCCAUCCAACACCAGCGCCACCAGGUGGAGACGCAGUGGUGCCAGCCUGGUUGGCCAAGCCAACUCCAAAAAGAGAGAAUGUGACACUGGAGGCAGCUCACUCAACCAUCUCAGUGUACAUCACCUCGAACGGUACAGUUUCAACAUCAAGCCCAGUGCUGGAGUGGGAGGAAAAACAGGCGCAGACUUGUUUGAUUCAAAGCCUAAAGAAAGCAGAGGCGAGGGCACAGAAGUACAAGAAGCUGGCCAAGAAGUGGAAAGAAGCGAUUCCAGCAAUCCAAAAGGAGAAGGAUGAGAAGGAGGAGGAGCAGAAGGAGGGGCAGCAGCAGCCAAACAACAUGGAGACUAAGGAAAAGGAGCAUGAGCCUGGGGCUAAGAGUGCUGAUGGUCCUCAGGGAGAGGGAGAGUUGUCAGAGACAAGGCCACCAAAAGAUGCUGAUGCAGCUCCUGAUUCAGUGCUCUCAAAAGGGGAAGGGGGAGGUGAUACGGAAGCACUUGGGCUGCCUGAUACCGUCAUGGAUGCUUCCUCAUUCCAGGAGAAGGCCAGUGAAAGUCAAGUUCCUGAUGCGGCUCCUGGGAAGGAUGCGCCUCCUAAGCCUCAGCAACCACAAAUGGAGCAGACAGCACACAAACAUCAAGACAAUGAACUAGACUCAGCUGAGGAGGAGCCUGAGGAGUCUCCUUUCAAGAAGUUGAGAACUUGUGCUGGACCAAAGCCAUUGUACAUGCAGAUGGAAUUGCACAUCCAUUCGCUGCUGGGCUCAGUAUGA
This is a messenger RNA of Durusdinium trenchii, 3777 nucleotides long. NCBI's taxonomy places the organism in Eukaryota, Dinophyceae, Suessiales, Symbiodiniaceae. The record is from the annotation of a GenBank genome assembly.